UAAAGACUAGUAAUGGUUUAGUAAAAAUUAUGUUAUUAAGUUAAUUAACCCUUAAAGAUGUAUUUUCCAAUAGGGUGGCCGAAAAUUCUAAAAAACUUAGGUCCAGAUCAAUUAAUUAAACAGAUUAUAUCGAAUAGAGACAAGAUAUUAUUUGCAUCUUUAACUGACGACAGUUUCACCGUUUGGUUUUGCAAGCCAUCAGUUCCAAUUGUCUACCACAAGAGAACCGAGGAAUCUCUGCAAAGACUUGGUAUAAAUGUUGGCAUAGAAUGGAAACCAGAUUCGUCCAUGUUAUGUAUUUCUACCUCAGAAGGCCAUCUCAUACUGUACAAUGUGGAGUCACAACCCGAACAGACGGCUUACCAACAGUGUGAUCCACCUAAUGCCAGUUUAAGACGAGACUCUGCUGAAUUAUUUGUAAAAGAAGUUAUACCAUCACUCAAAAUUACUUUGUUCAAAGAGAUACUAGUAUGGGAUGGACAGAUAACUCGUAUGUGCUGUAUAUCUGGUACGGAGAUUUUGGUGUGCACCACGCGAGCACAUCUGCUGCGGUAUCGCUGGGAUGGCACACAGAACAGAGACUACUGUCUAGACCUAGGACGAAUACCAUUUUCUAUAAACCAACAAGUGUCUAAAGCUGAGCCCAUAAUAGAAGAUAACACUCAUGUCAACGACAUAGAAUACUCACCACUUGUCUGUGGAUUCGGCAUCACUCUCAACGACGGCCGAGCGGCCUAUCUCACUGCACCUAAUCUCAAGUUCGAUCCUAAUAUUUGUUUGGAAACUCGUCUGUGGGCUGUUCAAGGCAUAUGGGCGCAAGGCAUCGACGAUGCGACGUGCGUGCGAGUCAAUCACAAGUUUAGGCUAAUUGCAAUCGGCAGGAAAAACUCCACAGUGGAUGUUUUCACCAUAGACGAGGUGACGGGUGGGCUGGAGUUGUCACACACUAUGGCGCUAUCAUCCAAGGACUUCCCUGGAGAUCCAGGACCGGUCAAGUGUCUCAGAUGGAGUGGCGACGGUCGCGCGGUAGCAGCGUGCUGGGGCCGCGGCGGUGUGUCAGUGUGGAGUACGUUCGGUGCGCUGCUCGUGUGCUCCCUAGCCUGGGACUACGGCCUAAGUCCCGAUCUGGCUGCGCACAACCCGCUCGUGGUCACUGGCAUGGAAUGGGCUACAGAGGGUUACCAGCUAUGGAUGGUGAAAAUGGAGGGCGAUAACAAAUCUAAUCUCAUCCAACUGGACUUUGUCAAAAGUCCUCUCUCCGUAAAUCCAUGCAUGGGCAACCAACGACAUCUGUACCUGCAAGGUGACGAUAAACUGUAUAUAAACUUGGAGGACAAUCUCACGCGGCGCACGAAGAUAUCCAUUAUCGAUUCCUCGUCCGAAGCAUUUCAGGAGUACGGCUCUGACCGUCCACCAGAUGUGGAUAAUAGUACGAAGUACAGGGAAUAUGUGGAUGAUAACGAGUGCAGAAAACAGUGGAACGUGUUGCAGUUGCCAGCCACUUAUAUUGCCAGUAAUUGGCCUCUUAGGUACAGUGCUAUGGACGGCACGGGGGGCGUGGCAGUCGCGGGGCGGGCAGGGCUGGCGCACUGGUCGGCGGCGGCGCGACGCUGGAAGCUGUUCGGGAACGAGGCGCACGAGACAGACUUCGUCGUCAGCGGCGGGCUGCUGUGGUGGCGGGAUUAUAUUGUUGCCGGAAGCUACAGCAUAACUGAAGGUCGUGAUGAGCUCCGCUUCUACCCACGCGACGCUAAGCUGGACAACCGACAUGCCUACAUGUUGCGAGUGCCCGCACAGCCGCUCGCACUUGACCUGCUGGACGACCGCCUCGUGGUCUUCGCUGCGGACGCGCUCGUCACCAUAUACGAGCUUACACGCCGCGACGGCCUGGGCGGCGUAGAGGCGCGGUGUAUUCAAGCGGUGGACGUGUCGGCGCUGUCGCACCCCGCGUGCGUGCUGUCCGCCGCGCUGUGCCGCCUGCACGACGCGCCCGCUCGCCCCGCCCACAUGGCGCCGCACGUCGCACCCGACUCGCUGGUCAUAAACGCCAGCGGCAAGCUGAUGAUGGUGCAGCGAGAGGAGUACGAUGUGGAUGAAGACAAUAACACCGCAUACAGUUGUUUGCCGGCGACGGUGUUAGCAUCGUGCGUGGAGAGCGUUUGGGCGGACGGCGGCAACUCGCGCACGCAGCUAUCACGUGCACUUUGGCUGUGGUGCGGCGCUCAUGGCGCGCGUGUAUGGCUCCCCCUGCUGGCGCGGGAAAACGCGCGCCGAGCGGACCCCGCACGGCACACCUUCAUGGCUAAACGGAUCAUGCUGCCAUUCCAUCUGGAUAUUUAUCCUUUGACCAUUUUGUUUGACGACGCCAUCUUGUUGGGCGCGGAGAACGACACGACGCUGUACGCCUCUGACACCAACUCGGUGUUUUCGUUGCCAUUCUGCGUCAUCAAUAGAACGUCUCAGGUAUACCUGCACCAGAUUCUACGGCAGCUGUUGCGUCGAAACCUCGGCUACCAUGCUUGGGAGAUCGCAAGAUCAUGUGCUGCACUGCCUUACUUCCCGCACGCUCUGGAGUUGCUGCUGCAUGAAGUGCUAGAAGAGGAGGCGACGAGUAAAGAGCCGAUACCGGACGCGCAGCUUCCUAGCGUCAUCGAGUUCGUACAUGAGUUUCCGGUGUACCUACAGACGAUCGUACAAUGCGCGCGUAAGACCGAGAUAGCGUUAUGGGCGUACCUGUUCUCUGCGGCCGGCAAGCCCAAGGACUUGUUCCAGGAGUGCCUCCAGAAGAAAAUGUUGGACACCGCCGCUUCCUACCUUAUUAUAUUACAGAAUCUAGAGAGUUCGACAGUGAGCAGACAGCUAGCUACCCUGCUGCUAGAUACCGCGCUGCAGGAAGAGAGAUUCGACUUGGCGAGGGAUUUAGUUCGAUUCCUCAGAGCUAUAGAUCCAAACGAUGUGGAAUCUCCGCGCAACUCCGUAAACGUUCAGCAGAAGUACGGCCAGAUCGCGCAGCAACCUGUCACGCCAAACGCCGAUGACCUCUCUGUCAUACUUGGCAGCAUGCAGUUGGCAGGAGGUCGCGGACGCAGUUUCAGCACGACGCUGGCGCCGCGCGAUCCGUCGCCGCCCGCGCCAGCGCGUCGCACUGCCGCCGCCACUGUGAAGCGGAAAAAGUCCGUGCCCGCACGCUCCGAGCGUUCGUCGGUCGGUGACAUAGGCGAAGAGGCGGUAAUCUCAGGCAUGUUACAACGGCACAUGCGCUCAGCUUUAUCUGGCGCUCGGCUAGCUGCUCUCGGCAAGCUGGCAGCAGCACUCGAACUGCAGCUUGUAGCGUGGUUGGCGGGCGAGCGUGAACGUGCCGCGGCGGUUACGGGCGCGGUUGCGGCGUUGCAACGCGUCCACGACGACUUCCGAUGGCCCUACCCCGAUCCGCCCACUAUGCCGUAUGAAGCCACGGCGAAUAUGGAACCGAUGUACACGGCGCCUGCUGACGCGGAGAGCCUGUGCGGUGACAGCGGCUACAUGAGUCUGUCGCUGCGACACGCGCUGCCGCUACCCGACUCGCCGCCCGCGCCAGUCAGUUCCGUUGGCGAGUGCAGCGUGGCGGAGGGAGGAGGUGCGGCGUGGGGCGCCGGGGAGGAGCAGCGAUACGUCGCGCUAGUGGAGCGACUGCACCAGCAGCGCAGCGAGCGCCCCGACCACAAGGCGCAUGUGCAGCUCAGAUACUUCCUGCAACUAAUGACGGAGGCGAUGUGCGUGGAGUGGGCGGUGAUCAUCGCCGUAGUCUUACGCGAUGCGCUCGCAGUACUUCGAUGUACGAACGCGGCGCGUGGGACCGACGUCAGUCUUCCCGCUGCGAGACGGCUGCGCGCAGCUCUGGUUGAGUUGCGAGCGUGGGCGGACGCGGAAUGCCUCGGAUACAAGCCGUUUAUGAUAGCGAUCGGCAACCAGAUACCGUUCCUGACAUCAAUCAUAAACAAUCGAGAGCGACGGUUGUCUUUAUCGAAGCGGGUGAGAACGCCAAGCACGGGUUCCCUCAACCAGGAACCGAAACCAGCGCCACAGGAACCCAAGAUGCCUCCACCGCAGAAGGCGCAAGAGGUGAAAUCGGUGCGGAAAGAGAGCCCUAGUGUUAUGCCUGAGCCUGCGCAAACGCAGAUACCAACACCGCCGCCGCCAAGAGAGGAAUCCUCCAACUGUGCCAUAGUGUAAGUGGUAUAUGACAUACGUGGCAUAUAUAAGGUGGAUAUGACAUGAAAGGCCAGUUGGUGGCUGUUGUAUAACAAUAUUGAUGGAUUCGCUAUAAAACAGUGUAAAUACUGUGUGACAUAUGGCAUGAAUGGCAUAUUUUAUUGUGUUAAUUUUAUGUCAUAUGCCAGUUAAUGAAUUCGCUAUAAAACAGUGUAAAUAAUGUGUAGGAUUUAUAUGCCACACAUUAGUUAUCAAAAUGACACACUUUAACACGGUAUAACUUGGUCAUAGUGAAUCCUGUGCGCAGUGUGAUAAUUGAAAAUAAUUUAAUGCCAAUUAUUAACAUAUUAUGUCAUCAAAUAACGUUGACAAAGGCUUCCAACCGGUCUCAGUACGCCAUAUAUUAUGCCAGUUUUGGCAUAAGUACUAAAUUAUUGUCAACGAUAUGUAAUAUUGAUGAAAAUGCAAAGUAACAAAUCUCCUACAGUCUCGUAGUUAAUACUUUUGUAAUUCGGUAGAAGGCUUGGAAGAUUAAAUAAUUUUAUUUAUAAUAGUUAA
Molecule: messenger RNA, 4749 nt
Organism: Aricia agestis (brown argus)
Lineage: Eukaryota; Metazoa; Arthropoda; Insecta; Lepidoptera; Lycaenidae
Gene: Rich
Product: guanine nucleotide exchange factor subunit Rich
Exons: 27
Coding region: 58-4212 (1384 amino acids)
Biological process (GO): intracellular protein transport; retrograde transport, endosome to Golgi
Cellular component (GO): Golgi membrane; Ric1-Rgp1 guanyl-nucleotide exchange factor complex; cytosol
Molecular function (GO): protein binding
Source: RefSeq, a predicted model, not a curated record